AUGAGGCGUCUCGCUACUCUACUCGUGUGUGUGUGUGUGGCCCUAUGCUGGGGCGGGCUCAACGCUGAGUGCCCAGAACCCAACGCUAUGACGGAUGCCAACGGGGUCAAGCUCUGUGCCCGCUUCUUUGAAUACAGCGACUUGGUCUACAGUGACAGCUGCAAAGGCCAGUCCAUGGAUGUCUACCCCGGUGAGGACGUGCCGAACAUGCCCUUGGCUUGGAACAACCGCGUGUCCUCUCUCGUCGUAGCCUCGCGGUGCUCCCUCACCGUCUGGGACUUCUUCUUGAAGGAGGGGGAGAAGCACAAGUUCGGCGCCGGCAUCGUGCACCGUCUCAGGGAGGUGUCUCAGGGCCUGAUCGGGAGCUGGAACAACGACAUCUCAGGAUACCUCUGUACCUGCUAA
Molecule: messenger RNA, 405 nt
Organism: Sardina pilchardus (European sardine)
Lineage: Eukaryota; Metazoa; Chordata; Actinopteri; Clupeiformes; Clupeidae
Product: syncollin-like
Exons: 1
Coding region: 1-405 (134 amino acids)
Biological process (GO): exocytosis
Cellular component (GO): secretory granule membrane
Source: RefSeq, a predicted model, not a curated record